This is a messenger RNA of Pseudozyma flocculosa PF-1, 861 nucleotides long. RefSeq lists its product as uncharacterized. The coding region runs from base 1 to 861 and encodes 286 amino acids. The record is from RefSeq and is a predicted model, not a curated record. Lineage: Eukaryota; Fungi; Basidiomycota; Ustilaginomycetes; Ustilaginales; Ustilaginaceae. Gene Ontology annotation, molecular function: oxidoreductase activity. The transcript is spliced from 9 exons.
AUGACGUCCAAUUUGCGCCUCGGAUCCAGGCUCAGGCUGAGCGACGGCAACCUGAUCCCUCGUCUUGGUCUCGGUGUCUAUGAGAUGGACGAUGCGGAGACGCGGCGUGCCGUCACCUGGGCGCUCGACGCUGGCUACCGCCACUUCGACUGUGCGGAAUGGUACUACAACGAGAGGGCAGUCGGAGAAGCCAUCCGCCAAUACCUCCAGAGGCCCGGCUGUCAGCUCGAGCGAGCCGACAUCUUCUAUGUGAGCAAACUCCAGUCAAAUCGCGGCUAUCAGAGCGCCAAAAGCUCGAUCCAGCAGAGUCUGCAGGCGUGUCAGCUCGGAUACAUCGACCUGUACCUGGUGCAUUCGCCUUACGGCGGCAGGCAAAGGAGGCUGGAGAGCUGGAAGGCAAUCGAAGACGCCAAGGACGCAGGGCUGCUGAAGAGCGUCGGCGUGAGCAACUACGGUCAAAGGCACAUCGAGGAACUCCUCGCCACCUGCCCGAAGCACGAGCCGGUCAUCAACCAGUGCGACUUGCAUCCAUUCAUGGCUCGUGCCGACCUGGUCGAGUACUGUCGGAAGAACGAGAUUGCGCUCGAGUGCUGGGGCCCCUUGGUCCGGGGCGAGCGAAUGGAUCACCCGACACUCAAGAAUCUGGCCAAGAAGCACAGUGUCACGCCUGCCCAGGUUUUGAUUCGGUUCUCGCUGCAACGAGACUACGUGACGAUCCCCAAGUCGGUGUCGAAGGACCGGAUCGAGGAGAAUGCCAACGUAUUCGACUUCGCCCUCGACGAGAAAGACAUGGAGCGGCUUCUGAGCCUGGACGAAUACCUCGUCACCGACUGGGAUCCCAUUGGGGACGACUCGGUCUAA